Molecule: messenger RNA, 6922 nt
Organism: Vombatus ursinus (common wombat)
Lineage: Eukaryota; Metazoa; Chordata; Mammalia; Diprotodontia; Vombatidae
Gene: BRAF
Product: B-Raf proto-oncogene, serine/threonine kinase
Exons: 20
Coding region: 257-2404 (715 amino acids)
Biological process (GO): signal transduction; protein phosphorylation
Cellular component (GO): cytosol; mitochondrion; plasma membrane
Molecular function (GO): protein kinase activity; ATP binding
Source: RefSeq, a predicted model, not a curated record
GGGCCCCGCUCUCUUCAACGGGGACAUGGAUCCCGAGGCUGGCGCCAGCUCGGCGUCCUCCGCCGAGCCGGCCAUCCCCGAGGAGAAUCACUCUCAUGGAGAAGUAGUUUUUCUGUGUUUUUGGACCUUGGGAUUCAGUUGUUAUCGAUUGGAAAUGAUGUGGAAUUUGUUCCCUUUGUUAUAAAUGUUCUGAAUACUAUAACUUUUGAAUAUACAGUAGUUGUCAGCAUUGAAGAAGGUGUGGAACAUCAAGCAAAUGAUUAAAUUGACACAGGAACACAUAGAGGCUCUAUUGGACAAAUUCGGAGGAGAACAUAAUCCACCAUCAAUCUAUCUAGAGGCCUAUGAAGAAUAUACCAGCAAGCUAGAUGCACUUCAACAACGGGAACAACAAUUAUUAGAGUCCAUGGGGAAUGGAACUGAUUUUUCUGUUUCUAGCUCAGCUUCAACAGACACAGUUACAUCUUCUUCCUCCUCUAGCCUUUCAGUGGCACCUUCAUCUCUUGCAGUUUUUCAGAAUCCCACAGAUGUGUCAAGAAGCAACCCUAAGUCACCACAAAAACCAAUUGUUAGAGUCUUCCUGCCCAACAAACAGAGGACUGUGGUACCAGCAAGAUGUGGGGUGACAGUCCGAGACAGUCUAAAGAAAGCACUGAUGAUGAGAGGCCUGAUCCCAGAAUGCUGUGCUGUGUACAGAAGACAGGAUGGAGAGAAGAAGCCUAUUGGCUGGGACACUGAUAUUUCCUGGCUUACUGGAGAAGAAUUGCAUGUAGAAGUUUUGGAGAAUGUUCCCCUAACGACACACAAUUUUGUACGGAAGACAUUUUUCACCUUAGCAUUCUGUGAUUUUUGUCGAAAGUUGCUUUUCCAAGGUUUCCGCUGUCAGACAUGUGGUUACAAAUUUCACCAACGCUGUAGUACAGAGGUGCCACUGAUGUGUGUUAAUUAUGACCAGCUUGAUUUGCUGUUUGUCUCCAAGUUCUUUGAACACCACCCAAUACCGCAGGAGGAGGCCUCCUUAGGAGAGACCACCCUUACGUCGGGAUCAUCCCCUUCAGCACCCCCCUCAGAUUCUAUUGGGCCCCCAAUUCUUACCAGUCCUUCGCCUUCAAAAUCCAUUCCAAUUCCACAGCCCUUUCGACCAGCAGAUGAGGAUCAUCGGAACCAGUUUGGGCAACGGGACCGGUCCUCAUCAGCUCCCAAUGUGCAUAUAAACACAAUAGAACCUGUCAAUAUUGAUGACUUGAUUAGAGACCAAGGGUUACGGGGUGAUGGAGGGUCAACAACAGGCUUGUCUGCCACCCCUCCUGCUUCCUUGCCUGGAUCUUUAACUAAUGUGAAAGCAUUACAAAAAUCUCCAGGACCUCAGCGUGAAAGAAAAUCUUCAUCAUCUUCUGAAGACAGGAAUAGAAUGAAAACCCUUGGUCGACGGGACUCAAGUGAUGAUUGGGAGAUUCCAGAUGGGCAAAUUACAGUUGGACAAAGGAUAGGAUCUGGAUCAUUUGGAACAGUCUACAAGGGAAAAUGGCAUGGUGAUGUAGCUGUGAAAAUGUUGAAUGUGACAGCACCCACACCUCAGCAGUUACAGGCCUUCAAAAAUGAAGUAGGAGUGCUCAGGAAAACACGACAUGUGAAUAUCCUACUCUUUAUGGGCUAUUCAACAAAACCACAGUUGGCCAUUGUUACACAGUGGUGUGAAGGCUCCAGUUUAUAUCACCAUCUACAUAUCAUUGAGACCAAAUUUGAGAUGAUCAAGCUGAUAGAUAUUGCACGGCAAACAGCACAAGGCAUGGAUUACUUACAUGCCAAGUCAAUCAUCCACAGAGACCUCAAGAGUAAUAAUAUAUUUCUUCAUGAAGACCUCACAGUAAAAAUAGGGGAUUUUGGUCUGGCUACAGUAAAAUCUCGGUGGAGUGGCUCCCAUCAGUUUGAACAGUUGUCUGGAUCUAUCUUGUGGAUGGCACCAGAGGUCAUUAGAAUGCAAGAUAAAAACCCAUAUAGCUUUCAAUCAGAUGUAUAUGCAUUUGGGAUUGUUCUGUAUGAGUUGAUGACGGGACAAUUACCCUACUCAAACAUCAACAACAGGGACCAGAUAAUUUUUAUGGUGGGGCGAGGAUACCUGUCUCCAGAUCUCAGUAAAGUGCGGAGUAAUUGUCCAAAAGCCAUGAAGAGGUUAAUGGCAGAGUGCCUGAAGAAGAAGAGAGAUGAGAGGCCACUUUUUCCUCAGAUCCUUGCCUCCAUUGAACUUCUGGCCCGCUCAUUGCCAAAAAUUCACCGCAGUGCAUCUGAACCCUCACUGAAUCGGGCUGGCUUCCAAACGGAGGAUUUUAGUCUGUAUGCUUGUGCUUCUCCAAAAACGCCCAUCCAGGCAGGGGGAUAUGGAGAAUUUGCCGCCUUCAAGUAGCCACACCAUCAUGGCAGCAUCUACUCUUUAUUAUUUCUUAAGUCUUGUGUUCCUACAGUUUCUUAACAUCAAAACUCAGUUCUGUUCCUCAAAACCUUUUUUAAAGAUACAGAAAUUUCAGUACAUAAGCUAGAGUGGAACAGAAUGAAAUUCCCCUCCAGCAAAAGAGGGAAGACCAUUUUAGGAACCAGAACUCUGUGCUGCCAGUGUUUCUUCUUCAACACAGACACCACGUGCACUCACCACGCCUGCCCACUCCUUGGAGGAGAGAGGAGAGACCGUGCGUUGUGACCUCUGGGGGUUCAGGCAGGAUGGGAAGGAACUGCUGCUACGGCUUGGGAGAUUGGCUAUGGAAAGUCUGCAGAUCAACUUUUCUCCUUCUAACCACCUGGCCAAUAAAUGGCAGAUCAUCUGAUGGGGCAAUUCCAAUCACAAGAAUCAUUCCUUUUUCUGUUUUGGGAUUUUGUUAUGGGGUUUUUUCCUCCUUUUCUGGUGUACCUUCUGAGAGCUGGAACAAAAAUGCAGUAUAGCCCUUUUAAUGUUAUGUGUGUCCAAUAUUCAUCCAUAUUUUCAAAUUUAUCCCCCCAAAAAAUCAUUUUUUGUUGGGAAGGGGUAUAGGAACACUGUGCAGCUGGGUCAGGAGAAAAAGGGAAUACAGCGCAUUUUUUUCCAGGUCUACUCUGGUAUCUCUUCUGUUUCCUUUCCAAACUAUCGUGUGUGGCUCAUUGAGGGUGCCUUCUAAGCAGGCUGGAAUGUGUUCACACACACUGGGUCUUUCUCAUUGGUCCAGCCACCAAAAAAUGCUUGUUUGUUGUUUAAUAUGCCAGGUCCUCAAUGUACUUCCAUUGAGACAAUACAGUGAAUUUAUUUUUAAGGUCACUCAAUCAACAAAUAUGUAUUGAGUGCCUGUUGUGUGUGAGGCACAAGAUACCACUGUGGUAUCCGACUAUAAUUGAUAAAAAUUAUUUGAAAAAGGAUACGAUUGGUAAGUGGUUUUAUAAAUUGAAAAUUAAGGUACGUAUUUAACACUGAGUACCUUCCCAGUAUGGAUUAUUAAAUAAUGAAAAAUAAUGCUCAGGUUGAAUUGAGUCACAAUAAAAUACAAUACCCUCCCCUGAAUCAGACAUUCUGAAAGUGGUAUUUGGGGCAUGGAAUGAUUUGUUUAAGAAGGAAAAAAGGGGUGAGGAUUUUUAUCACCUUAUAUGUCCAUUAAUUAAAGUUUGUAUACUUAUGGGGAAGCUUGUCAUAAUGACAAGUGUUACAUCAUUUUUAUUAAUGGUUCUGGCUGGAUCCACACUAAUACCUUGUUUCAUUUCUUCCCACUCUCUUUUGCUCUGCCCAGUUUUCUCCUUUAUCUAGUUUGUGACCUAAAAUAAAAAUGGUGGUGUGUGCAUUAAUUUUCCUUCUUCCUUUCUUCUCAAGCCUGGUCUUCAAAAGGUUGGUAACUUUGGAACUAAGUUUCUCAGGGAGCGAAUAGAGUCACAAAUGAAGAUGAGAGGAAUUGCAGGAGGAUGUUUUGAUGUGCUCAGUUUGCAGAAUUUUGAUGCUAGAUAUCAGUUAUUUGUUAGAAAUAGAUGCUGAUGAGGUUAGAGAAAUCAUUACCCUAUCUCAGCAUAAAACAGAAAUGUUACCCACUCACAGCAUCUUUCAUUCUUUUAGUGACGAUGAACACUAAUCAUAAUAGUAGUAAAGAAAGUGAUUGUGUGUGAAUGGUCUGGUUAAAUUUCCCCCUAAUGAUAAUAGAAUCAUUCACUUGGGUGUAGGAAAGAAAUUUAGUUGUGCAGUAGGCUUAACCAGCAAAACACGAGAGGCCAAGGACCUGCAUGAAAUUGGGCAGAGCCUAAAAUAAAUCAGGGAACGAGAAAAUAAUACUUUUAUUUCAAAGAAUGGCUUAUUGCACUACUCCUAUACUCUUAGCUACUUAAGCUCACUGCCAUCUGAUGCAUUUUUCUUUAAAUAUUUCUAAAUAUAGGAUUGCCAGCUGGAAGUUUUAUGAAGUGGUCAGAAUUUGCCACUCACACAGUAGAUAAAGCUCCAGAUAUUCAGGAAUGCAUAAUCAAUUUGAAAUGAAAUAUAUUCUUAAUUAUUCCGUAUGAACAAAGAUAUGUGAUAUAGAAAUGGCUGAGACUGAGAAUGAUUCUAACUGGCAUGUUUCUUGUGUGUGUGGUGUAUCCUUUUUUCUUCAGAUGUUGUGUUUGCUUUUUUAUUUUUAAUAUAUAAGCUUUGUCCCCACAGAUGCUGUAUAUGGUUAUUUUCCUCUUAGAUUAUCGUAGAGUUUCUUUCCCAGGGUGAAAGUGAGCAACAGUAAGUUUAUUCAGUGCUCCUUUGAAAUAAAUAGAACCUGCUGGAGUGAUGCUGAAUCAAAGACUACCUCAGCAAAUAAAUAUAGGGAAAGGAGCUGCUUAUGGAGGAAGCUUAGAAGGGCAUGUUUGAGAUUUUACACACUUAAGAGAUGCUGCUUUUUACUUCCCCUUCAUUGGGUUGCCAUCUUAUUUGAAAAGAAGAAAGCGAGCUUGACUUGUAUAGGCUGGCUUUAAAAUGAAGAUGAGUCCAGAGUCCAAAGCUCAGGGUAUUGUUGAGUGAUUUCAGGUCACUUUUUUUUAAAUCCCUUUUUCAGUUCCAUUUAAUUUUUUUUUUUAACACAACUGUUCUUUUCCACUUCUUUCACUCAAUCUUAAAAAGGAUUUCCUUUGCUUUUCUUUUGCUUAUUAUUUGAUGUUUCAGACUCUAAAUAGACUAGAACCUUUAAGUUCCUAAGAAAAGUACAAGGAAACAGUCCUUGUUUGUGCAAAGCACUUUAUGAAUAAUGCAAUGUAAUGUGCACAUUAUGUAGCUGCUUUAUUAAUGAUCUUUUAAGGUUGUGAUUCUGCUGCCUUAUUAGUUUGCUUUUCUUAUGGUGGCUGCAGUGCCUUCAUCUUAUUUUUGGUCAUGCUAGGUGAAUAAAAGUUAAAACCUUUUGAAAAACUGGGAACAGCUGAAAAGGAUUCAGUUUUAGGCUUGAUGUUCUGAUUCAUUGAUUCUUCAGAUUCCUGAACAUUUACUGAAUAUUAAAAUAAUAUUUAUCAGGAGAUUAAUGUAAUGAGGUCUUAUAAAAAAAAGAGAGAGAGAGAAAAAGCCCAAAGUGAUCGUCUGUACUGCAUCCCCUUCUAUAAAGGGCCUAGGUGUGGAACUGGUAAGCAAAUUAGCUGUCAAAUACUGUAUCGGGAAUCUGUCAGCAAAUGUGUGACUUAGAACACAGAAACUCAUAGCAGUGAUAUUUUUUACAUUUACGUUGAGAUUUUGGAAGAAAAUCAUAGUGCCAUGUAACUUUGAAAAUAAUACAACAGCCUCAGUAGUGUGCUCUUCGAAAACCCUGGAAAUAUUCCCCCAGCUCGAUCUGGGCACCCACAAAAACUAGUGUUGUAGAUCCCAUUGCAGAUCUUGUUCUGUUUCCAUUUGUGUAUUUUCAUCUCAGUGCUUGAUGCUGACAGGAUAUGCUACAAUGAAUAGGAAGAAUAAAAGACAACAUCUCUCAUUUGGAAUAUGUUGAUAUGCUCAAUAAAUUCAUCGAUGUGUUCAUUCAGAUGAUCCCCUACCCUUGUGAAGAAGAAGUAGUUUCGAAUAUCCCAGGCCUAGGACUCACAUGAAUAAAGUGAAGAUUUCAGUUUUAUGUGAAGGUCUGUAUCCCACAGGGCAGAUAGUACACACUUUUGCCCUAACUAUUGAAAAGAUGUGGAAAGGUCAUAUUCAUUGAAAAUGGUGUAAGAAUGGCACCAGGGAAGGCCUGAUCUGUUUGGGUGCUGCAUUUUGAUACUCUUACCCUUAAGUCUGUUGUAUGAAGGGAAAGGAAGAAGCAUUUUUUUAAGUGCCUACUACGUGACAGGCACUGUGCUAAUAAGCUCUGUAGAGACAGUAUAAAAUAAAUGAUGUGGCAUUACUUUAUUAACAUGGAUUUGAUUUCAGGAAGAUGGCUUGCUGGAAGCAUAUAUUCUAUGUGCACUUCAAUUAGUCUCUAAACUGUCAUGUGCAGAAAAAAAAAUUUUAAACAUAUCUUUGUCAGAUAUUUCGCUAGCUUUUUAUCUAGGCAAACCCACUGAGCCACGAGAGCAGAUUUUGCAAACAUUUUGGAAAACAUCCUUAUUUUUCCAAGUUGCCAUUUUAGCAGCUAGCAAAUCAGCACCUUGAGAAUGACAAAUGGGCAUAAAUGUAUAGCAGUGGAAGACUUUUUUUUUUUUUAACUAACUAGAGAUGCUAAAGGGACAAAAGCAAACUAGCCAAUGACAAACAAUGUGCUCCUUGAUGUUGAAUGAAAACUUCUAUUCGAGGCCCUAAGAGGACACUGUGCGUGUGAGGCUCAAGUAGUUACCUUUACAAUUUGCCAAAUGAUCUCACUGUGCCUUUGUGAUGCAAUAAAAGCUAAAAUAUAGCAGAAAUAGUCUUUCAUGAGAGCAGUAACUUUGGUUUUAAUUGCUGUUCCUUAUUAUUUGGAUAAAACAGCAUAGACAUCAUCCCCCCUGCUCCCUCAAAAAAAAAAAAAAA